Messenger RNA from Ipomoea nil (Japanese morning glory), 2086 nucleotides. Its product is annotated as pentatricopeptide repeat-containing protein At1g09900. The transcript has a single exon. Gene Ontology annotation, molecular function: protein binding. Bases 193 to 2022 code for a protein of 609 amino acids. NCBI's taxonomy places the organism in Eukaryota, Viridiplantae, Streptophyta, Magnoliopsida, Solanales, Convolvulaceae. The record is from RefSeq and is a predicted model, not a curated record.
CACCACUGUAAGCCCUCUCCUUCCUUUCUCUAUAGAUUGUUCUUUUGCUGAAGCCUCUAAAUGUUGGAAGCAGCUUCAUCUCCAAGCCUCUAUCUUCGCGUAGCUCCGAUUACACGUUGCUUAUUUACUUGAUUGGUUUUGAUGCUUUGAACUGUUAAAUUCAAUCGUUAAGUGAGGAAUAUUUUGGUUAAAAUGGAGUUAAUGGCGCCUAUGAAUCAAACCCGUGAUGGGUUUUUCUCCUUUCAUUGCAUUCAUAGUAAUUCUAGAAAUCACAGUUUUGGGGUUAGUAGCGGUAUCAGUUCUGCGAAUUUUUUUGUUGCCCGCAAAGCUAGAUUGUCAGUGGUUUCUGUUGGUGGUGGAGGGAAAGGGAAACAAAGGCGAAAAAAGGUGUUUGCUCUCUCGAGGAUUGAAACUAUAAGGAGUAAUGGUAGUAGGCUUUCUAGGGUGGAGAAAGGGUCAUAUGAUAGGCAGGGUGAAAAUGAGGUGAUUAUGUCUAAUAAUUUUGAGAGUAAUAAUAACCUUAGGAGGCUGGUGAGCAAUGGGAAAUGGGAGGAAGGGUUUAGGCAUCUCGAGACUAUGGUUUACCAUGGUGAAAUCCCGGAUAUUAAUGUGUGCACGAGUUUGAUUCGGGGGUUUUGCAGAAAUGGGAAGACUAAGAGGGCUACGAGGAUAAUGGAGAUCCUCGAGGAGUCGGGGGCUGGUCCUGAUGUUAUAACCUACAAUAUCUUGAUCGAUGGGUAUUGUAAGUCGGGUGAGAUUGGUAAUGCAUUGAAAGUGUUGGACCGAAUGAGUGUUUCUCCUGAUGUUGUUACGUAUAAUACUAUUCUAAGAACUUUGUGUGAGAGUGGGAAAAUGAAGCAGGCGAUGGAGAUUCUUGAUUUGCAGUUGAAAAGGGAGUGUUAUCCUGAUGUCUUUACUUAUACGAUUUUGAUUGAAGCUAUGUGCAAGGAAAGCGGUGUAGAGCAGGCAAUGAAGCUGCUGGAUGAAAUGAAUAGUAAAGGAUGUAAGCCCGAUGUUGUAACUUAUAAUGUCCUAAUUGACGGGAUUUGCAAGCAGGGAAGGUUGGAUGAAGCGAUCGAGUUCAUGAACAAUUUGCCUUUAAAUGGUUGCCAACCUAAUGUGAUUACGUACAACAUUAUCUUGCGUAGCAUGUGUAGUGCUGACAGGUGGAAGGAUGCCGAGAAGCUGUUUGGUGAAAUGACUAGAAAAGGUUUUUCUCCCAGCAUUGUUACCUUUAAUAUACUUAUCAAUUUCUUUUGUAGAAAGGGGCAUUUGGGUCGGGCGAUUGAUUUGUUGGAGAAAAUGCCAAAGCAUGGUUGUACUCCUAACGCCCUGAGUUACAACCCAUUAGUUCAUGCUUUCUGCAAGGAGAAAAAGAUGGACCGGGCAAUUGAAUAUCUAGAAGUCAUGGUUUCCCGGGGUUGUUAUCCUAAUAUUGUGACCUAUAAUUCAUUGCUCUCGGGUCUGUGCAAAGACGGGAAGGUUGAUUUUGCAGUCGAGAUCUUUAACCAGCUUAGUACAAAAGGCUGUUCUCCCGUGCUUAUCACUUACAACGUAGUGAUAGAUGGGCUAUCGAAAGUGAGGAAAACAGAACGGGCCAUAGAGCUUUUGGAUGAGAUGAAGAGAAAGGGUCUCCAGCCCGAUUCAUUUACUUACUCUUCACUUGUUUCAGGUCUUUGUAGGGAAGGAAAGGUCGAUGAAGCCAUUAAGUUGUUUUGUGACUUGGAAACAUUGGGCAUCAGGCCCGAUGCAAUCACCUACAAUACUAUAAUGUUGGGACUUUGCAAAGCUCGCCAAACAGACCGAGCAAUCGACUUUUUGGUUGAUAUGGUGUCAAAGGGAUGUAAACCAAAUGAAUAUACAUUCACUAUUCUCAUUGAAGGCUUAGCCCAUGAAGGGUUUGCAAAGGAGGCUUUGGAAUUAUUGAGUGAGUUAUGUUCAAUAGGAGCUGUGGGAAAGAGUUAUCCUGAACAGAUUUUCAUGAAAGAUGUAGCUCAAAAGCGACUUGUCACUAAAGUGUGAUUCACCCUUUGUUGUGCAUUUGGUAGUAUACACUCCAUAUGUUUAUAAAGUCAUUUGCUUUCAA